UCUGCAAAACCUUGUCAUGUACAGCAGAUCUAAUAAGAGAGCUGUUGCCGAAGCUGGUGGUGUUCAAGUUGUGCUCGACCUGAUAAACUCCAGCAAUCCUGAUACAUCUGUUCAGGCAGCAAUGUUUGUUAAACUUCUCUUCUCGAAUCAUACAAUACAAGAGUAUGCUUCUAGUGAAACUGUCAGAGCAAUUACUGCUGCUAUUGAAAAGGAUUUAUGGGCCUCUGGAAGUGUGAAUGAGGAAUAUCUAAAAGCUCUAAAUGCACUUCUUAGCAACUUCCCUCGUCUGAGAGCCACUGAACCUGCUACAUUGAGUAUUCCCCAUCUGGUAACAUCCCUCAAGACUGGCUCAGAGGCAGCUCAAGAAGCAUCACUGGACUCCCUGUUUCUUUUAAGGCAGGCAUGGUCUGCAUGCCCAGCUGAAGUUUUCAAAGCUCAAUCAGUUGCUGCAUCGGAGGCUAUUCCUUUACUGCAAUACUUGAUUCAAUCUGGUCCACCUCGGUUUCAGGAGAAGGCUGAACUACUUUUGCAGUGUUUACCAGGGACACUAACUGUUACAAUAAAACGUGGGAACAAUCUGAAGCAGUCGGUGGGAAACCCCAGUGUCUUCUGCAAACUCACGCUUGGUAACAAUCCACCUAGACUAACAAAGGUUGUAUCAACAGGCCCUACACCUGAAUGGGACGAAGCUUUUGCCUGGGCGUUUGACAGUCCUCCAAAGGGCCAAAAGCUUCAUAUAUCUUGCAAGAAUAAGAGCAAACUUGGGAAGAGUUCAUUUGGAAAAGUGACGAUUCAGAUCGAUCGUGUGGUUAUGUUGGGAUCAGUUUCCGGAGAGUACACACUACUGCCUGAGAGCAAAAGCGGCCCUCGGAACCUGGAAAUCGAAUUCCAAUGGUCAAACAAAUAACUACCAUCUCCUCAGCAUGCUAUCAUAGUAAUUUAGUUCAUAAAACUGAAGUUGUUCAUCUCUCUUUCUCCCUUUUAUUUAACCUUGCUUCUUUUUGUAUAUAGUCUGCAGAGAAUUGCUUUCCUCUAUUUCUCUGCACUAGGAUAAACAAGUGUUCUUGAGUCUUGCAUUGCUUGAAAGGAUUAUUCUUUGUUUUA
Messenger RNA from Musa acuminata AAA Group (dessert banana), 1104 nucleotides. RefSeq names its product protein CELLULOSE SYNTHASE INTERACTIVE 1-like. Bases 17 to 907 code for a protein of 296 amino acids. The record is from RefSeq and is a predicted model, not a curated record. Gene Ontology annotation, biological process: regulation of cellulose biosynthetic process; anisotropic cell growth. Lineage: Eukaryota; Viridiplantae; Streptophyta; Magnoliopsida; Zingiberales; Musaceae. Gene Ontology annotation, cellular component: cellulose synthase complex. The transcript is spliced from 4 exons. Gene Ontology annotation, molecular function: microtubule binding.